AUGGAAAGAUAUCUGAUGGUUCAAGGUGCGGUAAGUUCCGCAGAAAAUGCCUUGGGAUUGAAACAUCAAGAAACAUCAAUGUAUCAAUUUAGUGAAUUGAAAUUCGAACGCGUAUUUCGAACUGUGAUCUACGGGACAGCCAUUAUUGCUCCCUUGCUCUUCUUACUUCUGCAACGGGUCGCCACGGGCAUCCCAUUUUUGCCCCACAAGGAUUACUGUUCGUAUAUUGUCGUCAACAAGAAGGGUUUUUUGAGCAUAUACGAUCAGGAUGAACUGCCCUCAAAAGCACCAAUUGAGGAACUAUCAGGAGCUCGUUUGAAAAUAGCAUGGAUUCAAGAGCUUUGUCUUUUAGGGCUUGUGGCUGUUAGUUGCAAAACUCUCUCAUCCAGAAUUAGCAGUGAUAUCCCAUUCUUUGAAGAAGUAUCGUUGGCGAGUUUCCUGGUUCCAAUGUUGGUCUGUGAACGUGAUUUGUGGCCAAAGAUACUUGUUCACCCAUCCCAGGAGGUGUUACAACAGGCAAGAAAGGGCUGGGAAGUUUAUGUGCGCCUUGGUUUGUCAGUCACUUUCGGGUCAUUAUCGAUGAUAACUCCAAGCGUUUGGUAUCCAGUGGACCCAUAUUCAGAUCAUACGGCAACUCUAGAGCAGACUGCAUCGAUUUUUAAAAUCAUCCGUUUUUUGGGCAUUGGUUUCUUUAAAAAAAUACGACCUACUUUACAUGAUGCUUUGCUCCCUCUUGAGCGCCAUUUUGAGUUGGAACAGUUUAUCAAUCCGUUAUGUAUGAGAGGAUUACUUGCAUAUAUUGAAAAGUCAUCCGAACCUACCUUUACGCCAUGGGUAUACGUUAGCGCUCUCUUUUUCGAACCUUUGAUCAAUGCAGCAGUCGGCGCGACUCAAUCUUUAGUCUCUUCACGCUUGGUACUUCAUGUAGAGGCAGCUGUCUCCCAAAGUAUCAUGCAAAAGACGUUAAAGAUCCGCAUCACGGAUUUCAAAGAGACCAAAGAGGGAGAUGGAAACGAAGAGGGCGAUAACCAGGAUGCUGUUCAGCCGGCAAUAGGAAAAAUUACCCAAUUGAUCAAUUCUGAUGUUUCUCGAUUGAUAAAUGCAAGUUCUGUGCUGAACCUUAUUGCAUCUACUCCAAUAGGAAUUAUCUUUACCGUCAUACUUCUCUAUGAUCUUUUAGGUUGGGCUAGUUUUGUCGGUGAAGGUUUAGUCAUCGUGACAAUGAUACUGCCUGGAAUGAUGCUAAGAUAUUACCACAAGCUUUUGAAGCAACAGCGGAAAGCUGUGGAUGCAAGGAUCGGGCUGAUGACGGAAGCACUUGGGUCCAUAAGGAUUAUUAAAUUCUUUGGUAUGGAGAGGGUUUUUCUAAAACGUAUUCAUGAAAAGAGAGAAACGGAAUUACGCAUGAAUAGAUUGACAUUACUAUUUGGGAUUUCCUAUAGCCUCGUGCAAUAUAUGAUACCGACGAUGAGCAUGUUUAUAACCUUAGGUAUCUAUGCUAAAGUAAUGGAAAAGCCAUUGAGUCCAAGUGUUCUUUUCACAUCUAUGAGCUUAUUCAGCAUGCUUAGAGUGUACUCUAGUUCUAUCACUACAACUGUUCAAACUGUUCUGGAAUCUGCUGUAUCGUUUGACCGUAUUGACAAAUUCUUGACUGGAGGAGAACUUCAAUAUAGUAACCAUAUUAACCCAACCACCGAGCUGAUAAAGAACGCGCCCUUUUAUAAAGAUGCGACCUUAUCCUGGGCAUCACCCGGCUCCAGUACUGAUAACAAUUUCCGACUUUCGAACAUGAAUGUGGAAUGCGUUUAUGGUGGCCUUACUGUAAUCUCUGGGCCUGUAGGAUCUGGUAAAAGUUCGUUUUUGCUAGGACUUUUGGGAGAGAUGAGGUUGUUGAACGGCAACGCAUAUAUUCCUCGAAAUGAAGGAGUGGCCUAUGUGGCUCAGUCCACUUGGCUCCAAAACAAGACGAUUCGCGAUAACAUCCUUUUUGGAGAGCAGUAUGAAGAGAAGAGAUACAAUGCCGUCCUGGAGGCAUGUGAUUUAUCAGUAGACUUAAGUAAAUAUGAGGAUGGCGAUCUUACAGAGGUUGGUGAAAAGGGCGUUACACUGAGUGGUGGACAAAAAGCUCGAUUAUCAUUGGCGAGAGCUGUUUAUUCUCCCGCUCAAACACUACUUCUUGACGAUGUGCUAUCAGCAUUAGACGCGGCGACUAGUAGGAUAGUUUUCGACAAGUGUAUCAACGGAGAAGUUUUAGCUGGUAGAACUGUUGUUCUAGUGACUCACCACGUGUCGCUGGUAUCUUCAUAUGCAAAGAAGAUAGUAGUUCUUGCGGAUGGAAAGAUCAUUUCAGAUGGCCUUCCGCAAAAUAUCCCUCCCAGUGCAAUCAACGUUAUACCAAAUAUUGAGCCGGAUGACUUCGGAAAUUCGGGCCAAGAGUCUGAUCCUACAACACAAACGUUCCAGGAUAAAAUUGUUAAAACGGCCCCAGAAGUGAACGGAAAAAAUCUUCCUAAACUUGUGAAGGAUGAGGACCGGGCAAAGGGUAAAGUUCCUAUAGUGCUUAUCUGGGAUUAUAUAAAAAGUCUCGGGUCACCUAUUGUCUUGGUCUACCUGGUGGCAACGAGUGUUUUGAUGGAGUUUGCAUUCGUGGGGAGCUCUCUAUUCCUCGCAGUCUGGUCAGAUCAAUACUCAAAACCUGGGGACGUAAAUGUGAAUUUGUGGCUUGGAAUGUAUUCUAUGACUACGUUCGGUGUGAUAAUAUCUUUCUUCAUCACAUACGUUUCAUGGUAUUACUUUAUUCAAAUUUCAGGGAAGAAAAUUCACGAGAAACUCGUAAAAUCAGUGUUAUAUUCACCCAUAAGGUUCUUCGACACUACCCCUGUAGGAAGAAUACUAGGGCGCCUAUCCAGUGACAUUUAUUCUAUCGAUUGGAUCCUAGGACGUAAUGUGCAAUCACUUAUCAAUUGUGUGCUUAAUAUUGCGUUCACGUUUACAAUCAUGUUCGGCUUAAUUCCAGUUUUUCUAGUGCCUUGCUUGACUGCGAUCCUAAUUGGGACAGCCUGCCGAGAAUUUUAUCUCCGCACUAAGAUAAGUGUGAAUAGAAUAUAUUCUAUCCAAGCAGCCCCUGUGAUAUCUCAUCUGCAUGAUACUGUCUCUGGAGUUGUAACUAUCCGUGCAUAUAAUUGCCAACGGCGCUUUCUUGAUGAAAAUCUGAAGAAGCUCGAUGAUUUCAAUCAAGUCAAAUGGACUCUCAAUGCCCUUGGUUUGUGGAUGACCAUUAGGAGCACAGCUUGCACCGCAAUGAUCAGUGCAGCAGCAGGUUUUUUGGCAAUUAAUACGACUGGUUAUACUGCGGGUUUGAUUGGGUUUAGCAUGAACAAUUGUCUUUCGUUUUCCUCCUCUGUACUCUCAGCAGUCAGUGACUUCAAUAGGCUGCAAGUGGAGCUUAAUUCGUACGACCGCGUCGUUAAAUAUAUUAAAUCUGAGCAAGAGAAACAACCAAUACCAGAACAUGAACCAUCAGCAGCAUGGCCAACUCAGGGUGAUGUCAAGAUUACCAAUCUUUCGGUCAAGUACUCUACGGACGGCCCAGAAGUACUUAACAAGGUCAGCUUUGACGUCAAAUCACGCGAAAGGGUCGGUAUUGUUGGGAGGACUGGAGCCGGAAAGAGCAGUCUAGCGUUGAGUUUGUUAAGGUUUACCGAGAUCUCUAAUGGUAGUAUUACCAUUGAUGGCCUGGAUAUCACGAAAGUAAAUCUUGAGUCUCUCCGGCAGCGCAUCACAAUUAUUCCUCAAGAUCCUAUUAUGUUUUCUGGAACAGUUCGCGAUAAUCUGGACCCCUAUCAUGAAAUUGAUGACACAGAACUUCAAGCAGCUCUGGAAAGUAGUGGAUUAGUUGGGAUUACAAACAAUGCUAGUAAUACAAGUGUCUCAGACGCCUCGACUACCACAUCAGAAGCAACAGAGCUAAGAACUAAGCAAAUCGGUCUCGACUCUCCAGUCACAUCUGGCGGAGAUAAUCUUUCUCAGGGACAACGGCAGUUGCUCGCAUUUGCCAGGGCACUAGUCAGACGGUCCAAGUUGGUGAUUUUAGAUGAGGCUACGAGUUCUACAGACAUGGAGACGGAUGAGAGAAUCCAACAGACCCUGCGAACCAGUUUCCCAGACUCCUCUAUAAUAACCAUUGCCCAUAGACUUCGCACAGUGAUGUCGUUUGACAGGAUUAUUGUCCUUGACAACCUGGGUAAAGGCGGGGAGGUAGUGGAAUGCGAUACCCCGUUCAAUUUACUACGGCGCCCUGGUGGUGUUCUGUGCGACCUGGCUCGCAAAAGUGGAGAAUUUGAAGAGCUUCUAGAGCUGGCUACCAAAGGCAAAGCCCUGUACACAAACGGGGAAUAA
Messenger RNA from Morchella importuna, 4398 nucleotides. RefSeq lists its product as uncharacterized. The coding region runs from base 1 to 4398 and encodes 1465 amino acids. NCBI's taxonomy places the organism in Eukaryota, Fungi, Ascomycota, Pezizomycetes, Pezizales, Morchellaceae. The transcript has 36 exons. Gene Ontology annotation, molecular function: ABC-type peptide transporter activity; ATP binding; ATP hydrolysis activity. Gene Ontology annotation, cellular component: fungal-type vacuole; membrane. The record is from RefSeq and is a predicted model, not a curated record. Gene Ontology annotation, biological process: transmembrane transport.